UCAGCCAUCAGCACGUCCUCUGCAACCACGUGGUUAUCAUAGCAACUCGAGCAUGAAGCGUGCGCAUCGAAGGGACGAGGCGCUUUUCGCGGUCGCCCUGGAAGCAGCACUGCGCUGUGGAUGUUUAUUAUUUUCCAGUCAGUGUUAUUAAAGUGUGCAUAGAACCCUAGGAAAAUGUGCUAAAAACAAUUCGACGAUCCUAUUUUCUAUAAACACCGUAUUCGGAUCUCGAAACUGCCUAGAAAUUGAUUGACAAUUUGCAUAGGUGGCAAAAUAUAUAGGUACAGGAUCUGGAGCGUGACUGGGAUUGUAGAGUGUGCAUAAAUUUCGCCUCGCAAUUCUGUGGCUUUCGCGUGACCCGGACUGCAUAAAUAACUGGAGCAUCGUUCCAGUUAUCGUUUGUAGACAAAUAGUAAAGCGUUUCUCAAACUGCUAUGGAUGUCAACCUGCUGGUGGCAAUGAGCUAAACUUAUAAGGCGGCUCGCCAAGAUCUAAACACACUGGCGUUCAGGAUUCUAAAAUUACACUCAUGGAAAGUCUGACCUGACAUCUAAGAAUGUACCUUCUUUUCCAUACGGACCGGAAAUUAGAUCAUUGCGUGCCUCUCCCUCUUGACAGGGCGUUCGGAGCGAUUUGAACAUUGCGGUUGCUGGGUUUGCCAUAUAGAGCUGAGUAGAUGUCAACUUCAGAACCCAAACGUGUUUCAACCAAUUUGGCCACCAUUUACGGCAGAAUCGCCGCAGGACACGAACGGAUGAAGAUAUGUUUCUGUACGGAUUUGGACAAAUCGGUACUGAUCAACAACUUCGAGAAGCGUGGAUGGGUUCAAGUGUCGGCCGAUGAUGAUUGGAACUUCUACUGGGCCGGGACGGGUACAUGUCGGAAUAUUUUCAGCGUGGACAGCGGCUAUCGGAUGCAUGAUAACCAGCUGAUCAAUCACUUUCCGAACCACUAUGAGCUGUCGCGGAAGGAUUUACUGGUGAAAAAUAUCAAACGCUACAGAAAGGACUUGGAACGAGAUGGAAAUCCUUUGGCUGAGAAGACGGAAGUGAACAUACCCGGAGGAUCAAAGUAUUUGUACUUGGAUUUCAUUCCGGUUACAUUUGUUCUCCCGGCAGAUUAUAACAUGUUUGUUGAGGAGUACCGCAAGAACCCACAAAGCACAUGGAUUAUGAAGCCGUGCGGAAAAUCACAAGGCGCUGGCAUAUUUCUAAUCAAUAAGCUAUCGAAGCUGAAGCGAUGGUCGCGGGAGGCGAAGACAUCAUUUCAUCCACAAAUUGGAAAGGAGAGCUACGUAAUUUCCAGAUACAUCGAGAAUCCCCUUCUUAUCGGCGGUAAAAAGUUCGACCUUCGUCUAUACGUGCUGGUCACCUCGUUCCGACCUCUCAAGGCAUAUCUCUUCCGGUUGGGUUUCUGUCGGUUCUGCACGGUAAAAUAUGACACCAGUGUGACCGAACUGGACAACAUGUACGUCCACUUGACCAACGUCAGCGUUCAAAAACAUGGCGGUGAAUACAAUAAUCAUCACGGCGGAAAGUGGAGUGUCCAAAAUCUACGGCUCUUCCUGGAGGGAACCCGUGGCAAAGAGGUCACCGACAAGCUGUUCGGAUCCAUCACGUGGCUGAUCGUACACUCGCUGAAGGCCGUAUCCAGCGUGAUGGCCAGCGAUCGGCAUUGUUUCGAGUGCUACGGUUAUGACAUUAUCAUCGACAACACGCUGAAACCUUGGCUGGUGGAGGUCAACGCUUCACCUUCUCUCACAUCGACGACGGCCAACGAUCGGAUACUGAAGUACAAGCUGAUUGAUAAUAUUUUGAAUAUUGUUUUGCCACCGGAUGGAAUCCCAGAUGUUCGGUGGAAUAAGAUUCCCAGUCCGGAUAUGCUCGGCAACUUUGAUCUACUGAUCGAUGAGGAGAUCGCUGCACAGGAUGAAGGCGCCCCCAGCAACAUCGGAAAAAGUAGAUCGAAUAACAAUCGGUGGAAAUGAGAAUAAAUUAAAACGUACGUACAAUUUAUCUUAAUUUUCUUUUUAUUUUUAAUGGUUCAGUUUAAGGACAUUUCCUUUUCUCUUAAAAGUGUUUAUUUUGGUUCUAUUGACAAUCGGUUUGUUUUUAUUUCCAAUGUUUUCUUCGUGUUCAAAUUGGUUGAUUCAAAUGCAAACGCCACCGCGUUGUGCGCGUGGCUCCCAAAAAAUAAACGCGUCUAUCAAUUUGCCCAACUUGGCUUCGUUGAUUGUAUCAAUGACCUAACACUAGUUUUGGUUCCGAAUUUCUCGAUUUUCCUAUAUGCAACUCAAAUGCGGUAGAUUUGCUUUACUUUCGUUAAAUAUUUUCUCUAUAUGCGGUUUUCUUUUGUUAUAUCUGUCUUUCUCGGUACUAUACAAUAAUUGUGCGAACGUUUUCUUAUUUGUCAUUUUUUCCAAAUUUCAAGUCUCACUUCAGAGAAAAGUGUAUUCAGCAGGGGUCUGAACAGUUCAUACUUACCAUUUUCAAUGUCUUGUAAACAUAAAAUUUAUCGGAACUGAUAAGCACAUCUAAUUGAAGCAAGUAGUAGAGGGGGUUUGAAUAGAUUAAAAGUAUCGAAUAUGAAGGGUGUUUAACUAUGAAACUCGCUAGAAUGAGUUGCGGUUCAUGCGUGUAGUAAAUGAAUACCACAGAUAAACCAUAGAAACUAAUAAUAUCGUAGUAAAUAAAAUCUUUUUUUGUCAAUUUAGAUAUGUGUUAAAAUUCAUACAUAAAUAAUUAAUAGUAAACGGUAGUACAACUUAAAAAUGUUUUUUUUUUACAGAUUCAUUUAUUAACGAUGACAUUCAUUUGAUACAGAAAAAAAGUUCAGUACUUCUGAUAAUAAGUUAAUUAAAUAUAACUCCCCAAAGCUCCAAUUUAUUUACACUGUGACAAACAAUUGGUCGGGGUUCUGCAAAAUCGCACCAAGCGCCUUUGGAAAAUCGCUUGAUUUUUCGAUUAAGUUUUAGUGCAGCUAUUCUAAUUGACUACAAAUCAAACCGGAUCUCCCUCAGUCUAUAAUUGCUGAGGAUAGAUAGGUAGAUAGAAAAUGCACGCAUAAAUUGAUACGAAUAUUUUUUCGUUUUAUUUUUACCGCAAAGUAUCGCAAGUUAGUCAGAAGGUGGUGCGGUUUGGUAGAACACCGAUUGUCCGAAAGUAGACUCGAAUACAAAUGCAUUCAUCAUACAUUGAUUCAAAACAACCGUCACAUCCAUUUUUGGACGAUGUAGUAAUCAGAAAUAAUGUUGUACUGUUCAAAAAAAUGUGUGAUAUAAUAAUUUAAAGUGAUCUUAUCGUUUCAGAUACAGAAUCAUUUAAUAAGAGUUAGUAUAUAUUAUGCAAGUCCCAAUGUUCCCUAAAUUAUCGUCUUGUCCUUGUAAAUAUUGUCUCAGCUCAGAUUUCAACCCGUACCUAUAAUUUGGCUCAUAUACCGA
This is a messenger RNA of Armigeres subalbatus, 3439 nucleotides long. Its product is annotated as polyglutamylase complex subunit TTLL1-like. The record is from RefSeq and is a predicted model, not a curated record. The transcript has 7 exons. Gene Ontology annotation, molecular function: tubulin binding; tubulin-glutamic acid ligase activity. NCBI's taxonomy places the organism in Eukaryota, Metazoa, Arthropoda, Insecta, Diptera, Culicidae. Gene Ontology annotation, cellular component: cilium. Bases 677 to 1987 code for a protein of 436 amino acids. Gene Ontology annotation, biological process: protein polyglutamylation; microtubule cytoskeleton organization.